Ipomoea triloba (trilobed morning glory) is the source of this 2414-nucleotide messenger RNA. Its product is annotated as lysM domain receptor-like kinase 4. The transcript has a single exon. Gene Ontology annotation, biological process: protein phosphorylation. Gene Ontology annotation, molecular function: protein kinase activity; ATP binding. The record is from RefSeq and is a predicted model, not a curated record. The coding region runs from base 252 to 2168 and encodes 638 amino acids. NCBI's taxonomy places the organism in Eukaryota, Viridiplantae, Streptophyta, Magnoliopsida, Solanales, Convolvulaceae.
UUUCAGUUCUUCCGAAAUCAAACAUACGAAAUUUCACACAACAUUUUUGAAUGUUUCUCCAUUGCCGAAUAAUUCUCAAGUCAACGCGCCCACACCAGCAAUGUCCCAAUUUUCUAUGUCCAAACCAAAUUGCACAGCGUUUCUUCAUUCAAUUCUGACUUCUCAAAACCCCAUUAUUGAGUUUGUUGAGAUUACAUAUUCUUAUCCUCUCUCCAUUCCAACAAUCUAAGCUCAACACAGUACACACCCAAAUGAUGAAUAAUUUACAUUGGAUCUGUUUCUUGGCUGCCCUGAUUUCUGGGUCCUUAUUGAUCCAAGCCCAGCAGCCAUAUAUCCGCAAGGACACAGGCUGUAUUGGUAGCUUAGAUAAUUCCAAUUCCACUUCCGCCUUUGGAUACCACUGCAAUGGCGUUAACCGGACCUGCCAGUCCUACCUGAGCUUCUUGUCUCAGCCGCCGUACGAUUCCGUCGCCGCAAUCUCCGCCCUUCUCGGAGCCGACCCGGUAAAGCUCUCAGAACUCAAUUUAGUGUCUCAAAACGCAACCUUUGCGACAAACAAGGUGGUUCUUGUCCCUGUCACUUGCUCCUGUUCUGGCCAGUUUUAUCAGGUCAAUGGAUCGUAUGUUCUUAGGGCAGGGGAUACUUAUACGUCGAUUGAAAUUAGCCCUUUAGAAGGCUUGUCUACUUGCCGGGCUCUCCGAUCUGAGAACAGUAAUUUCCCCGAAACUAAUUUGGUUCCUGGUUUGAGAAUCACUGUUCCUACGAGGUGUGCUUGUCCGACCAAGAAUCAGAGCGAUAAUGGAGCUAAGUACUUGUUGAGUUACGUGAUUCAAUUGGGAGAUAAUGUUGACUCAAUCAGUACAAAAUUUGGGGCGGAUACUGAGAAAACCCUAGCCGCUAAUGGGCUAUCUUUUCAGGAUGCAGAUAUAUACCCAAACACUACCCUUCUUGUUCCACUUCAAUCCCAGCCGUCUAUUUCCCAGGUUGCAGGUCAAUCUCCGCCGCCGUCUCCGCCGCCACCGCCGCCGCAAGAUGUGGGUAAAAGCUCAAGCAAGACGUGGAAAUAUGUUGUGGCGGGUGUUCUUGGAGGGCUUGGUUGUUUGGGGAUUGUAGGAGGGGUUGUUUUCUUGCUUUGUAUCCGCAAAAGGGAGAAGAAAGGUGAGCCGGAGAUUGUGACCAAGAGUUUUGAGGCAACUGAGAAGACAUUGAAGAAGAAAUUGGAUGAGGAAAUGGGGAUGUCCUAUGGGAGUGUAUCUGAUUUGGUGCAAUCUGUGAAGAUGUACACUUUUGAAGAGAUUAAAUCCGCGACGGAGAAUUUUAGCCCCGGUUGUUUGAUCCGGGGAUCGGUUUAUCGUGGCACGAUUAAUGGGGAUUUUGCAGCAAUCAAGAAAAUGAAUGGGGAUGUGUCCAAGGAGAUUAAUCUGUUGAGCAAAAUCAACCAUUUUAACCUCAUUAGCCUCUCUGGGAUUUGCUUUAAUGAUGGUGACUGGUAUCUUGUGUUUGAGUAUGCUGAAAAUGGGGCAUUGAGUGAUGCCAUCCACCGGGGCGAAAAUGAUGAUUCGACGAAGCCUUUGACAUGGGCACAGAGGGUACAAAUCGGGUUGGAUGUAGCCACAGGGCUUAAUUACCUGCACAGCUACACUUCCCCUCCCCAUGUACACAAGGACUUAAAGAGCAGCAACGUUCUCCUCGACAGCAACUCAAGAGCGAAGAUCACAAACUUCGGCCUCUCGAGGUCUGCAGAUGCACAAGAAGGCGAGUUCGCCUUGACAAGGCACAUAGUCGGGACGAAAGGCUACAUGGCUCCCGAGUAUCUGGAGCACGGUCUGGUUUCCCCGAAGCUAGACGUGUAUGCUUUCGGGGUCCUCACGCUCGAGAUACUCACCGGGAAGGACAUUGCCGAGCUGCAAGAACGCGAAAACAUUCGCCUCUCGGAACUCCUCCUCCCCGUGCUCGACGAGGAAACUGGAAAACCGCACUUGGCCAGUUUCCUGGAUCCCAGUCUGCAAGGGAGGUAUCCUGCAGAUGUUGCUGUGUCGUUGGUGAGAUUAAUCGAUAGUUGCAUCAAGAAAGACGCUUCGAGUCGCCCCAACAUGGAUGAAAUUGUUAGGCAUUUCUCCAUAGCCAUGACCACCACAUCCUCUUGGGAGCUUUCCUCAAGCACCUAGUAUUAUUCAUACUUAUUUUUCAUGUAAGAUUAUAGUGAGUGAGUACUGUUGAAGUAAAUAAUCAUUCUGGAUGAUAUUCUUAGACAAUCCUAUGAAUCAUGGGGUGCUGAUGAUGAUCAUAAGGAUGCUGAUUUUGAUUGUGUAAUUAAUCUCUAUGAUUAUGCUAAUUGAUUAUGUAAUGUUAUAGUGAUUGUCUAUAUAUACUUUCUUCCCCAAAAACUAUAAGAAAUUCUUGAUUUAGUAUUA